AUGCUUCGCACAAGGAACUUGGAACGGAUUUCGAAAGCCACCAAGGAUCUGCUAGAGAGGAGAAGAGCACUGAGACUGCCGACUGGAACACAUCUCGAGCGACUGGUAGCCAAUACCAGUUGCAGAACAGCUUUGCAAGAAGAUCUUCGAAAGUGCAGGCAAUCAAAACUCUUGGAAGCAGCACAGGGAAGGAGAAGUCUAAAGAAGUACCGCAGGGAUCUCAACUAUCGUGUUCCGCUGGCAGCAUUACUAAACGAAGGCGGGACUCGCACAUCUUCCUGA
Molecule: messenger RNA, 282 nt
Organism: Strongylus vulgaris
Lineage: Eukaryota; Metazoa; Nematoda; Chromadorea; Rhabditida; Strongylidae
Source: the annotation of a GenBank genome assembly